AUGUUUAUGAUGAAUCAUCGUAAGAAACGAGCUGAUGGCCGUCCUCGCAGGACAGGGGAGUCCCGUGUCCUGCAGGGGAAUGAAACUUUUUUAGCUCUUUCUAUGUCUGCUGAUGACUCUGAGCAGGACAGCUCGUGUGGCUCUGAAUCUCAGGAUGGAGACGUCCAGGAGUUCCACCUUUUACAACACAAUGGGUUUGAUGCACGAUACACAGUGGUAAAGAUGGUAGCGACCAAAUGGUACGGCGCUCUCUACACUGGAGUCCGCAAGGCAGACGGGAAAGAGGUCGCCAUUAAAUGUAUGAUCAAAGAUCCAGAGGAAGAACUCAUCACCAUCCCUGGACAGACCCAUAUGCUGCCUCUGGAGGUGGCGUUAAUGGAGCUGGUGUCCAGGCCUCCUCUCUGUGAGAAUGUGGUGAAGCUACUGGACUGGUUUGACUCGUCCACUUUCUAUAUCUUGGUGGUGGAGCGACCCAACCCCUGCAUACACAUCCGUGCAUUUUGUAAACUUUACAACGGUCGAUUGCCUGAAUCAGUGGCUCAGAAGGUCAUGCAGCAGGUGGUUCGAGCCGUUCGUCACUGCUACGAACAUGGUGUUUUUCACUGUGACUUCGAGCAGGAUCUUCUGAUCAAUCCAGACACACUGGAUGUGAAGUUGGUUGACUUUGCCUCGGCUGAGCCGAUGACAGACAAGCUCUACACAGACUUUGCAGGAAAUCCAGUGUUUCCUCCUCCUGAGUGGGUACAGGAUAGUAAAUACUUUGGAUUCCCUGCCAUCAUCUGGGGUCUGGGCAUUCUCCUGUAUGAGUUGGUCUGUGGAGAGUUGCCCUUUGCCAAUGAAGAGAAGAUUGUUAAGGGGCAUCUGUCAUUCGUUGAUGGUCUGUCUGAUGAGUGCUGUGACCUGAUACAAAAAUGCCUCAUUGAAAACCCUGAAUGUCAACCAACUUUCAAGGAAAUCUUAGACCACAAGUGGUUUGAGGAGGGACUUCAGAAUACGACCGGGUUGGUGACUGAAGAAGCUGAUGAUCAACCACUCAGGACAGGGGAGUCUGAUGUCCUGCAUUUGGAGGAAAGUUUUUUAGAUCUUUCCAUCUCUGCUAGUGACUCAGAGCAGGCCAGGUCAAGUGUCUCUGAUGAUGGAGAUGUCCAGGAGUUCCACCCUUCACAACACAGUGAGUUUCAUGCGGGCUACACUGUGGUCAAGGUGGUAGCAACUGAACGGUACGGCGCUCUCUACACUGGAGUCCGCAAGGCAGAUGGGAAAGAGGUCUACUGCAUAUUAUAA
Messenger RNA from Clarias gariepinus (North African catfish), 1284 nucleotides. Its product is annotated as serine/threonine-protein kinase pim-2-like. NCBI's taxonomy places the organism in Eukaryota, Metazoa, Chordata, Actinopteri, Siluriformes, Clariidae. Gene Ontology annotation, biological process: protein autophosphorylation; regulation of mitotic cell cycle; negative regulation of apoptotic process. The record is from RefSeq and is a predicted model, not a curated record. Gene Ontology annotation, cellular component: cytoplasm. Bases 1 to 1284 code for a protein of 427 amino acids. Gene Ontology annotation, molecular function: protein serine/threonine kinase activity; ATP binding. The transcript has 9 exons.